Molecule: messenger RNA, 976 nt
Organism: Zingiber officinale
Lineage: Eukaryota; Viridiplantae; Streptophyta; Magnoliopsida; Zingiberales; Zingiberaceae
Exons: 1
Coding region: 49-849 (266 amino acids)
Biological process (GO): shoot system development; root development
Source: RefSeq, a predicted model, not a curated record
ACGCCACCAUCCAUUCUUUCAUCCCCAAAAUCAAAGCCAAGGAAGAAGAUGACUGCUGCAGUCAUGGAACAGCAAACCUUCCAUGUCCGAUCCGUCAGCCUCCAAUCGAGAUCUCGUCAUCCAGUAGCAAUCAAGGUGGAAGAAGAGCUGCAGAGACUAAAGACAGCUGCGACUUCCAUGUCUUCGUCGACGGAGAUCUGCGAUGGACUGAGAGGUCUCGGGGAUCUCUACGCUUGUGUCGGAGAUCUCCUCCACUUGCCGAGCCUUCAGCAGACUGCCUUCUGUUCCAAACAGAGGAAACGGUUGGAAGAGGAACUGGAGGCGUCUCUCCUGCUGCUCGAUCUCGUCGACAACAUGAGGGAGUUGGUGGCGACCGCGAAGGGGCGAGUUCAAGGCCUGCAAUCAGACCUUCGAAGACGAAGUGCCACCUCACCGGUUAUGUUGGGUAGUGUCCGAAAGGAGAUGCAGAAGAACGUGAACAAGUGCCACAAACUGUUGAAGAAGAUGGACGAGAAGUGCAGAUCAUCGGUUUCACUAGAGGCGGACUGUGGAGUGUUGAUCGAGUCAAGAGAUGUCACCGUCUCUGUGCUUCGCUCUGCGCUGGGUCUCUUGGCCAUGGCAUGCCAAAAGCCGAAGUGGACGAGGCGGUUAUGGACUCUGAAAUCCACCCAAACGCAGAGAGCACCUGAGUUGGGGGAAUCCCUUUUCUACUCUUCUUCUCAAUUAGUGCAAGAACAGAUGGAUGCAGCAGAGGCGACCAUGGAAGCCGUGGAGACGGAGCUGCAGAGAUUGCUUCGGAGACUGAUCCAGUGGAGAGUGUGUUUCCUUAACUUCCUCAGCCUUAAUUGAUCUCCGGCGCAGUGUUUUAAUCAGGACUGCUGGUGGUUUUCAUACUAGAUUUUGUACAUCAUCGAAUGCUUGUACAUCUUUGUAAAUGAGAGCUUUCACAUGAAUCAGCGAUAUUAUUAUGCAAUAA